CCAUAGAUGUAUUCCCGAAUCGUAUAAAUUCAUCGAUUUCUUUUGUACCUAAGAUGAUUUAAAAAAAAUUAAGUUUAUUAAUGAGUUAAUAGUGUUGUUUUGAUGCGAUUGAGUUAUUUUGAGUUCAAAACCGGGUUAAAACGAGUAUUAACCGGAUUAAUCUGAUUUGAAAAUUUAAAUUUCGCGCGAAAAAAUUAAUAAGCGUCGGUAAAGUAGAUUUCUAAAUUGAAACGUCAAAAUCUUGUCAUAACAAUAUGGAACGAUUUUAAAAGAAAUUAAUAAUUUUUAAUUAAUAAUCGAGUUAAAAACAUGCUUAAAUCGCAAAGGUAAAAAAGAUUAACUAAAGUAUUAAUUCAAAGCGGGAUUAAAAUGGAUAAAACUCUCGAAAUUUUUUAUACGAUACUAGGAAUCUUAAUUGCGAUUACUUUAAGAUUGGCAACUUCGUUACAUUCUUAUUCAGGGCAAGGAAAACCUCCAAUGUUUGGCGAUUACGAAGCUCAAAGACACUGGAUGGAAAUUACAGUUAAUUUACCGGUUAAAGAAUGGUACCGAAACUCCACAGAUAACGAUUUAAUGUAUUGGGGGUUAGAUUACCCCCCUUUAACGGCGUAUCACAGUUUUAUAUUUGGGGUAAUUGCAAAAAUGAUCGAUAAAGAUUAUGUGGAAUUAUUUAAAAGUAGAGGCUUUGAAAGUGAGGCUCAUAAAUUGUUUAUGAGAUACACCGUUUUAAUAAGUGACCUUUUAAUAUUUAUACCAUCGGUUGUGUUAUUCUUUUGGAGCGUUAAAAAGGAUCUAAAAAAUAAAUUUGGGGUUAUAUUAACGUUGUUUUACCCCGGAUUAAUUUUAAUCGAUUAUGGGCAUUUUCAAUACAACUGUGUUUCGUUGGGGUUAUUAAUAUUUUCGGUUAGUUUUUUGAUGAAAAAACGCAACGUUUUAGCCUCAAUUUUUUUCUGCUUGUCUUUAAACUUUAAACAAAUGGAAUUGUACCAUGCGUUUCCUUAUUUUUUUUAUUUAUUGAGCCAAUGCAUUCCAAAACCGAAUCAUUCGAUCCUCUCAGGUGUUUUUAAUCUAAUUAAAAUCGCAAUUGCGGUGGUUUUAACGUUCGUUUUGGUUUGGUUUCCUUUUAUUUUUAGUUUAAAUGAUUUAUUUCAAGUGAUUCAUCGGUUAUUUCCGCUUGCCCGGGGGGUUUUUGAGGAUAAGGUGUCGAAUUUUUGGUGUUUUUUGAACAUUUUUUAUAAAUUAAAAAGGUUUUGUCAAGCUGAGAUGGUUCGGAUUUGUACGAUUACCACAUUAAUUGCUGUUUUGCCAUCUUCUAUUGAUUUAUUCGUACGACCUAACAUUAAAAAAUUCGUUCCAAGUUUAAUAAACUCUUCAUUAUCAUUCUUUUUAUUUAGUUAUCAAGUUCAUGAAAAAACGAUUUUAGUCGUUGCAACUCCUGUGUUGUUGUACUUACCGUUUAACCCCAUUCCAUGUUUUUGGUUAUUAAUAAUUUCCAUUUUUAGUAUGUUUCCAUUAUUAAUUAAAGAUGGGUUAAUUAUCGCUACAUUUUCUUUAACCAUGAUUUAUUCCAUUACUUUUAAAUUAGUUUAUUUAGAAACUAAUAAAAUGGGAUUUUCAAUUGGAUUAAAAGGGUUAUUAAAGGAUUUCUUGGAUGAUAAAUCAAAUUUUUUCAACGUUUUAUCUAAACAUAAAACGUUUUUGCAACGUUUAUUAACCUCUUCGUUUAUAAUCGUUUCGAUAUCCACGUUGAUUUUGUUGUGCUUAAUUUCGUUAAUUUUUAAGCCACCAAUUCAUUACCCCGAUUUAUUCCCUUUAUUAAUCUCGACGUUUUCUUGCUUACACUUUAUAGGGUUUUACGUUUAUUUCAAUUGGAUCCAACUUAGAAUACCACAGAGUUUUGAUGAUAUUAAGUUAAAAAGUUUGUAAAUAAACCUAAAAAUUUUUUUUGAGGUUA
Onthophagus taurus is the source of this 1954-nucleotide messenger RNA. The record is from RefSeq and is a predicted model, not a curated record. NCBI's taxonomy places the organism in Eukaryota, Metazoa, Arthropoda, Insecta, Coleoptera, Scarabaeidae.